GCCUCUUCCUCCUGCGUCCGGGUUGGUACUGUACGCGGUAGCCGCAGCCGGAGCUGGGAGCCAGCGUCUGCAUCGCCGCCGUCGCUACCGCCGCCUUCGCUGCCUGCGCCUCUGCCUUGGACUAUUCUCCGCACCGUGCAGAGGCGGCGGGCUAGGGAGAGAGCGGCGCCAGCGUGAGGUUCCCAGCUGAUGGGAAGCCCCUGGACGCGCUGAGGGGCCGGGCUCGAGCGGCUGAGAAAAUGAUGCAUCCUGUUGCCAGCAGUAAUCCAGCUUUCUGUGGGCCUGGCAAGCCUUCCUGCCUGAAUGAAGAUGCCAUGAGAGCUGCUGAUCAGUUUGACAUAUAUUCCUCCCAGCAAAGCAAAUACAGCCACACCGUCAGCCACAAACCAAUGGUUUGUCAGAGGCAAGACCCAUUAAAUGAAACACAUUUGCAGACUACAAGUGGCAGAAGCAUAGAAAUAAAAGAUGAACUAAAAAAAAAGAAAAAUCUCAACCGAUCUGGUAAACGUGGCCGGCCAUCGGGAACCACCAAAUCAGCAGGAUACCGGACCAGCACAGGGAGACCCCUGGGAACCACCAAAGCAGCUGGAUUUAAGACAAGUCCGGGCAGACCUUUGGGUACAACUAAAGCUGCGGGAUACAAAGUCAGCCCAGGGAGACCUCCAGGUAGCAUUAAAGCUCUAUCCCGUCUUGCCGAUCUUGGUUAUGGCUGUGGCACUGCUGCUUUUCCUUAUCCUAUGAUGCAUGGCAGAGCAGUUCACGGGGUAGAGGAAACCAGCAGUGAAGUCAAGCCACCCAAUGAGUGAAUGAGACAGGAAAGGAGGGCCAGGUUCAGAAAGAAGAUUGUGAAUAAUCCCAAAGCCUCUUGGUUUUAUUUUGACAUACAUAAUUUUAUGACCUGGGCUUUCCAAAUUUGUUUUCCUGUUUAAUUUGUUUUCCUGCUUUUGCUCAGAAGCUGCCAUGUGCUGACAGGUGCACUCAGGGCAAUAGCAGUGGCAUUGUAUUUGUACAUAGGUUCAAGUGUAACACCUAACUAAAUCAUUUUUGCUUUUCCUUUAUAGUUGUGUUUCAUGUUUCAUUACUACUUUUGGGCCAUUCUUAAUCGAUGCUUUAUGUGUGAACAACUGAAACCAUUAUACCUAUUAGUUGUGAAGUAAGCCUACAAUAUAAUAAAGAUACUAUCUAAAGUAUUUUUAACUGAUGGAGCAAAAAAGCAAAUGAUUCAGGAUUACUUGAGGUAAUGGCUGUGUGAGUUUUUGUAACAUUUAUUUUCAUGAGACAGGACACAGAUUUGUAUGCGUUGGCAUUUACAUACAUAGACUGCAGAUGUUAGAAAACUUAUUUUUAAUGUUCUAGGUUCAAACAGCUUUUUAUUUAUUGAUCUACAUGGCAUGAAUUGAUUUAACCAUUAUUUCUGAAAGAAUUCUUUAGUGUUUGCCUUUCAGCAGUGAUUAAGUUGUGUAUUUUUAAAUUGCCUAAGAGCAUAUAUACCAAACACUACAAACGAUUCAUAUUUACAGAAAUUUUAAACUAUUUUAUAAAAACUGCACAUUACAUUUUUGGUGAAAUACAAUGCAUUCUGAGAAUAGCAUAUUUAAUAUAAUAGAAAAAGAAACAUUUUAAGGUCUGCAUGUAGCUUGUAGUCACUAUAUUUUGCCUUUCAUACAGUUAGUGAGUUCUGAAGUAUUAUGUUUAAAAGCAUUUAUUAGUAUUGCUCAUUUAUUUGGUAUGUUUUUUAAUUUUUCUGAGAAAUUGUCCCAUUGCAUUAGCACUUAUUGUGUUUUCAGGUUUAUAUCUACCAAAGGACACAAAAUGAAUGGUAGACUGUAAAACUGGUAUAAAUAGAAUGCAGUUUCCUGACAGAACCCAAAUAUGAAGAAAUAUAUAGAAAUCCAUCUAUGCAUGAAACAUGUAAAAAAUAUGUUGGUUAGAUUAAUUAAAAAUCUUAUUGUGGCUCCAGUGAGACCACUUCACUCAAAAGAAAUUUUGUUUUCCAAUAAUGUUUGCUUUAGAAGCAAGACAGAAAAGUAUUGGAUAGAUACACAUAGUGGAGACAGAGGGAAACCUCUCUUCCCUCCUUUCUGAAAGUAAUAUUACUUGUUAAUACACAUUUUAUUACUGGCCAGCCGCCAAAAAAUGUAUAUAUAUACACAUUUUAUUUAUUCUGAGUUUGUUCUAAAUAAACGAUUGUAAACUUUGGAUUUGAAAAAAUUCCAGUGAACUUUAAAUUAAAGUUACAAUGUUUGUACUUGCAAUUUUAAAUGCCUUUGAGAUUAAAAUGUAGAUUUGCAGGACCCAAAAACUUUUAAAAUAAUUAAAAAUUUAGAGGGUGCUUAUUGUGUUGUUUUGGGCUUGCUCUCAGUUAAUGCAAACUCUGAUUGCAUAUGGAUGUCAUGUUUCAUACCUUUUUUAUCAGGAAAAAAGCAGCAAGCCUUCAGGUGUUCCAGUGAUGCCUGACACACUGAGCUGUACUUUAUGCUGCUCUUUACAGUAAGAGGUGUUGCAUUAUAUGUGGAGACUAUGUGUGCACUGGCAUCUAAGACAGUGACCUCAACAAUAUUAGCUUUGCACAUACCGUAGAGAACAAUGUUGGAUGACUACAUAACACUUGUAAUAUUCUGGCAGCUAAAUUGCUACAAAAAUUUCUUCUUGCAGAAGCUUAAAAUAUAAAACUUUUAAUAAUUUACUCAGAACAGUAUAACUUCUGACACACACAAAUGCUUGCAUCUUUACUCAUAUGUUCCAUCUAUCCACUAUUUUUAUGUAUCGGUCAUUUAGCUGUUUCUAAAGAUAAUGUUCAGCAGUUGGCUGCUUAGAAAUCUUCUUUUGAGCUAGUUCCUGAAGACAGUUGUUUAAUUAAAUGUUCUGCCAUAGAAUAAUAUACACCUUUGUCAAGGAUUUGGUUUCAUGUUGUGUUUCAUAGUAAAGUGCAUUUGACAUUUACCUUUCAGUUUAUUUUCAUUCCUGCUUUUGUUAUAAAUAACAAUAAAUAACGAUAUCUUUCUCCUCUGCCUUUUUCUACAUUUCAUUCCACCACCACCACUACCACCCUUCUCCUGCACAUCUACUCAGUGGUGCUGUGCUGUGUGUCAGAAGAUAAAGCAGGUGUAUUGUAUAAUGAAUUUUGUAUAGAUGUAUAUGAAAUGGUGAAAUCAACUAAGGGAGGUAUAUUCAUAACAGUGUUUAUUAUCAGGAGCUAUGUCCCAGGGGAAAAAAAGAGGGCAAAUGGUUACAGUUUUAAAUGGAUAAGAUUACUUAGAAAGAUGAAUUUACUGUUCAUGUGAGAAGUUACCUGGAGUAUUAGGCCUGUACACUGGUGAGAAUCUCCUGAUUUCACUUUUCUCCUUGUGAACAGUUUACUGGUACCAUGCUGAAGAGAAAGACAUCUAAGUUAUAACAUGAAUGAAGUCUUAAAAUACAAAGUAUUUUUACUUCCAUAUAUCUAAAGACUACAUUGUGCAUCUUUUGUAACACUGUCUUUUGUCAUGUUAAACACUGAAAUAGCAUGUUAAACAGUUGCCUAUACUUUAAUAUAAUCAGUUGGGGAAAACUGGCCUUUUCUCCCUGCUGUAUGAUUAUUCCUUGAAAGGUAAAUCGCUAAUUUUAUACUGUGUAAUUCUGUUCUUCACAAAAUAGGUUUCACUGUUCUAUAUUAAAACUAUUGGUCAAAAAAUGAUCUGCUAUUCAAGUAAGUUUGCUUUACUUUUUUCUUUAAAAAAGAUUUUAACAUGCCUUAUUUAUUAUUGCUAUAUUAACAAAUCAAGAGCCAAUACAGAUGAAAUUUCCACUUUUGACGGAUAUGGUCUUGCAUAACUAAUCUUUAGUAUGGGAUGAUUUUGAUACUAUCUUUGGAGUUUUGCACUGGAUAUUAAAAAAUAUUGGCAUGAUGUAUUGGAAGAGAAUAAAUAGUAUCUGGUUUAAUUUUUAAUAUUUGGGGACAUUUAAAAAAUCUUUUAAUUAGACUAAAAAUUCUUUAUAUUUUUUAUUUACUUUUUAAAAGAAAUAUCUGUCAAAGUAACAUCCAUUUCAAACUGAUGUGUGAAUAUACCUGUAUAUUUUAAUGAAAUUAGAAUAGAGUUUCUUUGAGUUAAGGAGGGGGGAAAUAUCUACAUCCAUUUAUUAGGUUAAGGGUGAUCCAUCCAGUAUAAGGAUAACCACAGUGAAUAAGAUAAAGUAAAAAAAAAUUAAACUUCUCCUUUAUAUUCUAAGAAGCUUUAAAAAACAAUUCAAGGGAUACUGAUGAUAACUGCUAUUCUGUCAGUCAUUGUCUGUAUAUGCAGUAAAAUUUUAUGAUCUCUCUAUAGUAAAAUAUAAGAGUUCAGAACAGUUGUUCAAAACAUCUUUUCCUUGGACAUAAAAAAUUUUGAUGCUAUUACACUUUUGUUUCUAUUAUAGCUUAACUAUAUGCUAUUCAACUCUAGGAUGUAUCUAAACCUUUGCUUUUUCUCUCUACUCCCCUCAACUAGAUAAAUCUGUGCUCUCACAUAUAAUGUAUCUAAUUUUUGGAAAAUUUAAUGCUAUAGUAAAUCAAGUGUGUGAUUUAAAGUAAUCAGACCACUUUGAUUCUUUAAGUUUUCACUAUUUCCUUUUUCCACAGAUAAUUAUGGAGAAAAUAAUUACCAAUUAACUGAUAAUAAGCACGCUGUCCUCUGCUGUAAAAAAGUCUGAAUAGAUACUGUGUAUGUUUUUAUGUCCAUGAACUUGAGCUACUCGUGUGCAAUUAUGUGUAUGGGAAUGGAGUAGUGUUCAUGAUUUGUAUCUACAUCAUCAUAUGGAUGUAUAUUUAUUAAUAAUAAAGUCAUUACUUUAAAACCA
Molecule: messenger RNA, 4815 nt
Organism: Galeopterus variegatus (Sunda flying lemur)
Lineage: Eukaryota; Metazoa; Chordata; Mammalia; Dermoptera; Cynocephalidae
Product: chromosome unknown open reading frame, human C5orf24
Exons: 2
Coding region: 240-806 (188 amino acids)
Source: RefSeq, a predicted model, not a curated record